Messenger RNA from Coregonus clupeaformis (lake whitefish), 2606 nucleotides. Its product is annotated as repressor of RNA polymerase III transcription MAF1 homolog. Gene Ontology annotation, cellular component: nucleus. The transcript is spliced from 8 exons. Gene Ontology annotation, biological process: negative regulation of transcription by RNA polymerase III. The record is from RefSeq and is a predicted model, not a curated record. NCBI's taxonomy places the organism in Eukaryota, Metazoa, Chordata, Actinopteri, Salmoniformes, Salmonidae. The coding region runs from base 535 to 1275 and encodes 246 amino acids. Gene Ontology annotation, molecular function: RNA polymerase III core binding.
GGGGUUAAGUACAGUAGAUUUAUUACGUUUUCAUCGACGCUGUUGUGUGGUUUGCCUUCAAUUUUAUCAGUCUUGCUAAUAACAAAUUACACAGGGACUUUGCGAAAUAGACAGUGCAAGGGAUCAAGUCGCUUCGAAAAGGCGACUUGAUCGGUCAGAAACUGUAGCUAGCUAGCUAACGUUAGCUUAUCUCGGUCAAAGUAAAUCUGUCAAAAGCGAUGCCGCUGCAAUCCAUGUCAGACGGAUUCAGGGGAUCUUUGGACUUGAUGUCGUCUCAUUUAAUCGGCAUAAGCAGUUUUUCGAUAAAAACUUUAACGAUAAAUCAAUCUUGUACGAGCAUCUUUUUAAAUUGCUGAAGUUUAGGAAGUAACUACUCUGACAGUCAGUGCUAGCUAACUUGCUGGGACAGCAUAUGCAUAGCAACAACAACAAAUCUGUUGCGUAUCCUCGCCCGCUAAGAGAAACCUCAUCAGUGAAAUUGGUGAAGAAGACAUUUCAGUUCCACAAAGAGCGUCGACGUUAUCUUUGGCAGCAAUGAAACUGUUAGAGAACAGCAGUUUUGAAGCCCUGAGCUCUCAACUCUGUGCUGAAACGGGAGAGUCUCGCAUCCUUGGCAGGAUCGAGAGCUACUCCUGCAAGAUGGCUGGUGAUGACAAGCACAUGUUUAAGCAGUUCUGCCAGGAGGGGGAACCACAUGUCCUAGAGGCCCUCUCGCCCCCCCAGUCCAGCGCCACCAGCCCACCCCAACUGGGGAAGAGCAGUGAGGAUGGUGAGAACCCUCUGAGUGACAAGUGUUGCAGGAAGACAUUGUUCUACCUCAUCACCACGCUCAAUGAGUCAUUCAGGCCCGACUAUGACUUCAGUGCAGCUCGGGGCCACGAGUUCAGCCGGGAGCCCAGCCUCAACUGGGUGGCGAAUGCAGUAAACAGCAGCCUGUACUCAUCAGUUGGAGUGGAGUUCAACUCCCUGGGGCCAGAGCUGUGGAACUCCAUCGACAAGGAAAUUAGCCUGCAGGAAUGUGACAUAUACAGCUACAAUCCUGACCUGGACUCAGACCCCUUUGGUGAGGAAGGCAGCCUCUGGUCCUUCAACUACUUCUUCUACAACAAGAGGCUGAAGAGGAUUGUAUUCUUCACCUGUCGCUCCAUCAGUGUCCUGAGUGGGUAUGGCCGCGAUUGUCUGGACAAUGAGUUGGACAUGGAGCUGAAUGAUGAUGAUGAGGAGGAGAUUGAGGGAUUCACUGAGGACAGGUUCCCCAAAGCUCUCUGUGUCUAACGCUCUCCAGAUGGAAGACAAGCCCAUGCAGGCCAAAGAUGUAGGCCUACACAUCCUCCCCGUUUGUUUUCUUUUCAUCUGUUUUUUUCUGUCUCAAUGUUCUGUAGAGCCUGACCCAGAAAGCCAUUUGCGCAUUUAGAGGAAGGAUAUUUUUUCCCCCCAUUGACAAGUGCAUGUUUCACACCUUUCACAUCAGCUGGAUCCAAACAUACCGUGAAGGACAUUUUUGAAAUGCCCAUGGAAUCUAGGGUCUCGCGUUUAUUGUGCUCUCUAUCCUCCAUCAUGGUCCCUAACCUAAGAACUGACCUGUGCCUGGUUAUUUGAUGGAAGGACCUUCCUCUGAACCCCAAGGCCUUUCGAACCACAACCUCGACUCCAAACCAGCCUCUGCUUGGACGCUGCACUCUGAAAGAAACCUAUUGGACCGGUCUUGGGAGAUUUAUGGUCAAGAGAGACCAUGGACAGCUAACCCUGACAAGCACAUUUUCUGUUAUUGAAGAUAUUAUUAUUAUUAUUAUUAUAAGAUCCCAGCAAAUGGUGUCACAGAAAUCACUGUGUAAAUGGAGAUGAUUAAGUCCACAGUCCAACACCAGCAUCAAUGAGAUUCAUGGAAGGGGUGGGUCUAAUUACAUAAAUGUGAAAGUCCAAUCCCACGCCUCCACACUGGGUAAAGGGUGAUACAACGAGAGCCAAUUCAAUUGAGUCUAUCCAGCUGACUUCCAUUUGUGACUGCUUACUUCUAGGUGUGGCUUAUGUUUGACAGUGACGUUACUAUGAGAACUGAACUUUUAUAGCACUUGAGUUUUGAAACAAAUGCUGCAUUUGUAAUGGUACCUUGUAUUGUGUUAUGUUGAAUCUACUGAAAAAAUAAACUCAAUACAAUGUUUAUUUUAAUUUUUUUAAGUAUUAAGUAUCUACAACUUCCGUGGAUGUGAAAUUGAGAUGGCACUGCCAAAGAAAAGCAAUAUAACAGACUUGCAGCUUAUACAACAUAUCACUUUCAUGAGACUCACAUUGUUCUGUCUAUCAAUAACCAUAUUCCCUCAAUGUGUGAUUUGUUUCUCUUCGGUUACCUCAAUCAUAUUGUAAAACUGUACCCGUAUUCCACUGCUACAAACGCAUCCAUUUAGUUUAUGCUCUGUUAAACUUGAGAAAGGCUUUGGUUUUAUGUGCAACUGCAUGUACUGAAGCAGCAAAGUCAUCAGCGAUAUUUCCAGUAAUGGUUAAUGUACUACAGCAUUUUUUGAUCAAAAUACCCUUUUAUUGAUGACCUAUGUUCAGUACCUGUUUUGAUUAAACAAUAUGUUAAUAAAGUUUUGUUUGAACCAAAA